Molecule: messenger RNA, 33888 nt
Organism: Pelobates cultripes (western spadefoot toad)
Lineage: Eukaryota; Metazoa; Chordata; Amphibia; Anura; Pelobatidae
Source: the annotation of a GenBank genome assembly
UGCGUGUCAAGGCAAAGAUGGCGGCGCCCAAGGCACAUGCUUUGGUACACCGGGUGCUGGCAGAGUGCCCCGUGACAAAGGCUCGGGCUUGCGAGCUGAUAUUGCCGCAUGGACCUGUCAGCACUCCGGUCUUCAUGCCUGUGGGGACCCAAGGCACAAUGAAGGGCGUGACAUCGGAUCAGCUGCGGGAUCUGGGCUGUGAGAUCUGUCUGGGGAACACCUACCACCUGGGGAUGCGGCCGGUGGGUGGACUGGAGGGGCACAGAUAUCCUCUAACAGCUGCCAGGCGUGGGGGAUGUUAACUAGAUUGUAGUAAAGUUCAGUUUUAGUUACAAGUGUUUAUAGUGUUCUUGUUUGCUGGUUGAGUAUAAUUUACUACUGGGUAUGGAGUUAGCUGUAAGGGGUAUAUUCACUAAUUGAAAUGAAUUGUCUGGAAUGAAAAAUGUUUGGCCAAUAUGAAAACCUAACUGUUUGGAGAAAAUCUACAGUUCCUAUAUUCUUACCUUACAUUUGAAAUUCAGUUUCAGGGUUAGAAACCCCCCCCUCACCCCUCACCCCCAAAACUCGAAUUCUAGAGAACUACAAUCCAAAUGGCAACAUUGAGAAGAUUAAAUCAUUAACCCACAGGGAUAUAAUUUCUAAUUAGUGGGGUAAUAGCUGCUUGAUACAAAGAGAUAUCUGACUACUAUUUUGGGGUCAAGAAGGAAUUUUUUCCUAGUUUGUUGCAAAAUUGGAAGCGCUUCAGACUGGGUGUUUUGCCUUCUUUUGGAUCAAGAGCAAAAACAUGAGAGGAAGGCUGAACUUGAUGGAUGCAAGUCUCUUUUCAGCUAUGUAACCAUAUAGCCAUAGUUUGUCUAUUUUAGACUCUGUUUAGUCAUUUGGAGUUUAAUUUGCAGCAUUAAAGGGUUACUCCAACUUUUUAUAAUCGACUUUUAUUUUUAUUUAGUAAUUCGGUCCCACCCCCAUACUAAAGACAAGAAAAUCUUGAAAAGUAGUUUGAAACUUAAAGGAACACUACAGUGCCUCUCUACCUUCACACCCGGACCUGCUCUGCUCAGUCAAGAAACGGAUAAUUACCCUUUUUUAAAUUCCUCUGAUUUCAACGCCGAGUUCCUUUGGCGCUGGAUCAGGCUUCUUUCAGUGAGAUCACGUUGAUCUGAAAACCAAAAGUGUGUGUGCGGUGCAUGUUUGGGUUUCUCCAUUGGAAAGCAUUGAAUCAUUUCAUUCCUAUGGGGUAUUUGAAGUCACUGGAUGUCCUCAUGCAAAGCAUGAUAUCCAGCUUCAUUUUAUGAACUUAAACUCUGUGUAACUGCAGGAGAUACCGUUAGUGGCUGCUUGUUAGAUGGAAUCCUCCAUUGAUAAAGCCAAUUUGCUCCAGCCGUCCCUGGUGAGAGCUUGGGGGAUUGAAUCUUGCUCUAAAAUUUAAAUGUUUUACAUUGCAUGGUUAAUGGAACAUGGAGACAGAGACACUGUACCCAGACUACUACUAAUGAGAUGAAGUGGUGUGGGUUCCUAUAGUAUCCCUUUAAUAUGAAGCGAGCGCUGGCAAAGCUCCCAAUGCUGGUUUCUACACCCCUGUCCAAAGUCACUGUCUCCUUAGUAAGGUCCAAUCAAAUGCUUCUCUAAGCAUUCAACUGGAUCAUUCACAGUUACCCAGAGUGCAUGCACAUGCUCUGAGCAAGGGAGGGAGUGGAUAAAGGAGGGUAUUUAGAAAAAUACAGCAUAUAGUUUACAAUAGAGGGAAGGGAAGGAAGAGCUAGGCUUAUAAUAGAUGGUAGAAGAAUAUAUAUGCACGCUGACGACAGAUGUAAUUGUUGCACAGAUUUGGCAUAGUCAUGUGUGCAGAGGGAAGUGCAGAUAUAUCUGAAUAUGCAGAGUUUCAAUCAAAGAAACAUUGCACAUACAGAAACCUAACACUAUGACCACUUCUAAAAGCAGAAGUAGUCAUGGUGGCUGGAUUAACCCUUUAAGUAAUAACCCUGUGUGAAUUCACAACAAUUUCACUUAAGUGACUAACCUAUGUCUCUGUCAAGUCUUGCUAUUAAGAAAUAAGUCUAGUGUAAGAAACUAACAGACAUCAAUGUCAUAUAAAAAGAUCAAAAUAAAAGAAGAAAAAUGGCAUUCGAUGUAUUUAAGCUUAAGUCCUGCUCAAUGAAUAUAUAAAGACACUGGUAAGGUAUUGUUUGUUUCUUUUUAAAACCAAACAGAAAUAAUCUACUCUUAUAUCAAAGUAAGAGCAGUGAGGAAGAAGCACUUACAAAGCCCCCCCCCCCUGUUGUGACUUUUGGUCCGCACAGAAAUAGCAUGGAAACAACCAUGUUGUUAAAAAUUGCUGAAAGCAGUGUUCAGAUUAUACUUGUUCAUCUGUUAAAGCAGUGUUUCCCAAACCAGUCCUCACAACCCAGCAGCUGCCCAGGUUUUAUCAUUAUUUCCAUUGGAAUAAAAAAGGAAUAUCCAUAAAUUCUGGAUUGUUGGUGGGACAUGAGGAAUGGUUUCUGAAUUACUGAGUUAAAGGAACACUCUGGGCACCAUAACAACUUCAUCAAAAUAAAGUUUAUAUAGUGUCAGGAGGUUCCUGCCACUGGCUCACCUUAAACUGGUUUCGAACAGUUUAACCCCAAAGUCUCAGCCAAUCAGUGACUCCCCAUUCAGAAAAUUUGGUUUGAAAAAGGUAUGUUUUUAUUCAAGUCAGUUUUAUGAAUAGGGAGUCACUGGUUGGCUGAGAAUGUCAGCUGACAUCUUUCAGUCAUUCAUUCUGCACCGCUGUCUGAACCUGAGCCUUCUGCUUUAGAUUUUGAGAAAACGGACAGAGAGGAAGGGAUAUUUGUCACUGGAACACAAACUUUAGGCUUAAGCCAUUCGAGAAUGGUUUAACCCCUUUAAGGAGAGUGAGCACAUGGGACUUCCUGGCACCAUAACAACUUAAUUUUGAAGAAGUUGUUAUGGUACCCAAACUGGUCCUUUUAAAACUCUCAUUUCAAGUAUGCUUAUUGAGUUUUCAAACCUAAACUUGCUGAAGUGGUUUAGGGGUUAACCAGAUACUUACAGAACCUUUUCAAUAAAAUGUACGAUGUCUGAUUUUUGAUUAAUAUUUUUCUUUAUAUGAUUAGAUAUAAUGGUUCGAUUUUAAAAGUUAUUUUGUUCAUGUUUGAAAACCAGUUUUCUUUUUAAAGACAUAGGCUUGAUGGAUGCAUUGACCUGAUAUCAGGGAUAAGGAAAUGUAAUCAUGUUAAACAAUCUCCUGUCUCAUAGGGUCCAGAUAUUAUGAAGAAGGUGAAUGGCUUGCAUGGUUUCAUGAAUUGGAAGAAUAAUCUUCUCACUGUAAGUUUGUAAGAAAUGCAUUGUUUUUUUUACGUCUCAUAUAACUGGGCUAAAAAUGUCCACUUGCCUACGAGUCAUUGGCGAGUGAAAUUCAGCUUUGACAAGUAGGAAUUCACCCUGGUUAGUGUGUCCUGUGGAUACUCCAGGGAUGCAGUGGCAAGUAAUACCUUAUCAGUGUGACAGGCGAGUGGAAAAUGCAAACCAUUAUAACCGAGCAAAUAUUUAAUACACAAAAAUAAAUCUAAAAUCGUUGGCUAGGAGAGAGUAAGGGAAGUUAUGCUAGACCCCAAAAACAGAUAAUAUGAGAAUGUCAAGAAUGGGCAAAAGCUCAGAGUAACUCAGUACCUUGUCCUUCGGUUAAUCCUCGUAGGUCUCAAAAAUCGUUUUUGCUCACUUUGCCAUUAAAAGAAGAACCUGUUCCAAGGUUUAUCAGACUGAUCCCACCCAUAAGGGAAGUCCAGAUCUGAAAUGCUGGAAAGUUUCCUCUGCACGAGAGAUAUAGCAACCCAGACAGUUGGUUUGGGCCUCGUCGAGAUGUUGUAGCUGAUACCACUCUAAAUCUACAAUAGUGGCUGCAUCCCACUGUUUUAACCAUAAAGAGUCUUUCGUGAAUUGGUUCUUUCAUGUCAUUAUUCUCUCCACUUGCAGUAGGUUUGCACCCAGUGCUUUUUUUUUUUUUUUUUAAACCUUUAUGCAGAUUGCUACAGUUCUACCUACAGUUCUAACUAAUAUCCCAUGCUUAACAGCCUCUCACUAAUACUGGUUAUUACCGUAUUUAUUAUAAUAUAAUGCGCACCUCAAUUUUUGAAACCUGGAAGCUGAAAAAUGUUUUUGCUGGCGCAUGUAAUUCACAUUUGUAUUACUAUAUAGAUACUACUAUGCAACAUUGUGCAUUAUUAUUUGUUUAUUUUUUAUAAUCGCUCUUUAUAACUCAAAUUGCUCCUCGUUUAAGGACCGCGUUCUCUUCCUAUGAUGGUCUUUAAGUAUCGACCGCCCUCUUUCCCAGGGGAAAAUUCACUGGCAAAUUUUUAAUUGCGCUGGGGAAUUUACUAAUCUAAUACGCCAUUGAAUCUAAUGCACAUUAACAUUUUGGAAACUUUAUUUUGCCAAUAAAGGUGUGCAUUAGAUUUGAGUAAAUAUGGUAUGUAGUGUUCAGUAACCCCUAACUCAGGGAACAUCAGGGGAUUUAUGCUGUAUUUAUGGGUUUAUAUAUAAACUUUCUGACUGAUGAUUAUCAGGACAGGCUCAGACAGUGCUGGGUUUCUAUAUGAUUUACAGCGACCUCCUGACUGCAGAUUAUCAGGACAGGCUCAGACAGCUCUGGGUUUAUAUAUAAUAUACAGAGACCUCCUGACUGCAGAUUACCAGGACAGGCUGAGACAGUGCUGGGUUUAUAUCUAAUAUACAGAGCCACCCUGGCUGCAGAUUAUCAGGACAGGCUCAGACAGUGCUGGGUUUAUAUCUAAUAUACAGAGACCUCCUGACUGCAGAUCAUCAGGACAGGCUCAGACAGUGCUGGGUUUAUAUAUAAUAUACAGAGACCUCCUGACUGCAGAUUAUCAGGACAGGCUCAGACAGCGCUGGGUUUAUAUAUAAUAUACAGAGACCUCCUGACUGCAGAUUAUCAGGACAGGCUGAGACAGUGCUGGGCUUAUAUAUAAUAUACAGAGACCUCCUGUCUGCAGAUUAUCAGGACAGGCUGAGACAGUGCUGGGUUUAUAUAUAAUAUACAGAGACCUCCUGACUGCAGAUUAUCAGGACAGGCUCAGACAGUGCUGGGUUUAUAUAUAAUAUACAGAGACCUCCUGACUGCAGAUUAUCAGGACAGGCUCAGACAGUGCUGGGUUUAUAUAUAAUAUACAGAGACCUCCUGACUGCAGAUCAUCAGGACAGGCUCAGACAGCGCUGGGUUUAUAUAUAAUAUACAGAGACCUCCUGACUGCAGAUUAUCAGGACAGGCUCAGACAGCGCUGGGUUUAUAUAUAAUAUACAGAGACCUCCUGACUGCAGAUUAUCAGGACAGGCUCAGACAGUGCUGGGUUUAUAUAUAAUAUACAGAGACCUCCUGACUGCAGAUUAUCAGGACAGGCUCAGACAGCUCUGGGUUUAUAUAUAAUAUACAGAGACCUCCUGACUGCAGAUUAUCAGGACAGGCUGAGACAGCGCUGGGUUUAUAUAUAAUAUACAGAGACCUCCUGUCUGCAGAUUAUCAGGACAGGCUCAGACAGCUCUGGGUUUAUAUAUAAUAUACAGAGACCUCCUGACUGCAGAUUAUCAGGACAGGCUCAGACAGUGCUGGGUUUAUAUAUAAUAUACAGAGACCUCCUGAUUGCAGAUUAUCAGGACAGGCUCAGAUAGUGCUGGGUUUAUAUAUAACAUACAGAGACCUCCUGACUGCAGAUUAUCAGGACAGGCUCAGACACUGCUGGGUUUAUAUAUAAUAUACAGAGACCUCCUGACUGCAGAUUAUCAGGACAGGCUCAGAUAGUGCUGGGUUUAUAUAUAAUAUACAGAGACCUCCUGACUGCAGAUUAUCAGGACAGGCUGAGACAGUGCUGGGUUUAUAUAUAAUAUACAGAGACCUCCUGACUGCAGAUUAUCAGGACAGGCUGAGACAGUGCUGGGUUUAUAUAUAAUAUACAGAGACCUCCUGACUGCAGGUUAUCAGGACAGGCUGAGACAGUGCUGGGUUUAUAUAUAAUAUACAGAGACCUCCUGGCUGCAGAUUAUCAGGACAGGCUCAGACAGUGCUGGGUUUAUAUAUAAUAUACAGAGACCUCCUGACUGCAGAUUAUCAGGACAGGCUCAGACAGCUCUGGGUUUAUAUAUAAUAUACAGAGACCUCCUGACUGCAGAUUAUCAGGACAGGCUGAGACAGCGCUGGGUUUAUAUAUAAUAUACAGAGACCUCCUGUCUGCAGAUUAUCAGGACAGGCUCAGACAGCUCUGGGUUUAUAUAUAAUAUACAGAGACCUCCUGACUGCAGAUUAUCAGGACAGGCUCAGACAGUGCUGGGUUUAUAUAUAAUAUACAGAGACCUCCUGACUGCAGAUUAUCAGGACAGGCUCAGAUAGUGCGGGGUUUAUAUAUAACAUACAGAGACCUCCUGACUGCAGAUUAUCAAGGCAGGCUCAGACAGCGCUGGGUUUAUAUAUAAUAUACAGAGACCUCCUGACUGCAGAUUAUCAGGACAGGCUCAGACAGUGCUGGGGUUAUAUAUAAUAUACAGAGACCUCCUGACUGCAGAUUAUCAGGACAGGCUCAGACAGUGCUGAGUUUAUAUAUAAUAUACAGAGACCUCCUGACUGCAGAUUAUCAGGACAGGCUCAGACAGUGCUGAGUUUAUAUAUAACAUACAGAGACCUCCUGACUGCAGAUUAUCAGGGCAGGCUCAGACAGCGCUGGGUUUAUAUAUAAUAUACAGAGACCUCCUGACUGCAGAUUAUCAGGACAGGCUCAGACAGUGCUGGGUUUAUAUAUAAUAUACAGAGACCUCCUGACUGCAGAUUAUCAGGACAGGCUCAGACAGUGCUGGGUUUAUAUAUAAUAUACAGAGACCUCCUGACUGCAGAUUAUCAGGACAGGCUCAGACAGUGCUGGGUUUAUAUAUAACAUACAGAGACCUCCUGACUGCAGAUUAUCAGGACAGGCUCAGACAGUGCUGGGUUUAUAUAUAAUAUACAGAGACCUCCUGACUGCAGAUUAUCAGGACAGGCUCAGACAGUGCUGAGUUUAUAUAUAAUAUACAGAGACCUCCUGACUGCAGAUUAUCAGGACAGGCUCAGACAGUGCUGAGUUUAUAUAUAAUAUACAGAGACCUCCUGACUGCAGAUUAUCAGGACAGGCUCAGACAGUGCUGAGUUUAUAUAUAAUAUACAGAGACCUCCUGACUGCACAUUAUCAGGACAGGCUGAGACAGUGCUGGGUUUAUAUAUAAUAUACAGAGACCUCCUGACUGCAGAUUAUCAGGACAGGCUCAGACAGCUCUGGGUUUAUAUAUAAUAUACAGAGACCUCCUGACUGCAGAUUAUCAGGACAGGCUCAGACAGCUCUGGGUUUAUAUAUAAUAUACAGAGACCUCCUGACUGCAGAAUAUCAGGACAGGCUCAGACAGCUCUGGGUUUAUAUAAUAUACAGAGACCUCUUCACUAAUGAUUAUCCCCCCAAUACUGGUUAAUAUGUUGUGUUUAGGAAUCCCUUGACUUCAGUGGAUUUAUAUAUUUACACGUGUUAUAUAGAGACCCCCCUGAAUGCAGAUUAUCAGGACAGUUUUAGACAGUUGUGGAUUAUUUUUAUUUUUCCAGUUAUCUCUUUUGUAAGCAGUUUUUGUUUCUGUUUUAGGACAGUGGUGGCUUUCAGAUGGUAUCCCUUGUAGAGCUUUCAGAAGUUACAGAGGAAGGGGUACAUUUUAAAUCCCCCUAUGAUGGUAAAGAAAUCCUCCUUACCCCUGAAAAGUCCAUUGAGAUUCAGAAUGCUUUGGGUAAGUCACAUUUUUUUAUUUUUUUAUUCAUGUACCUUCUCCUUGCACCAGUAGAUGGAUUUCACACAUCAGAGCAUUAGCGUCUGUCUAUAGCACUACGGGCGUCUACGAUCUUGAUAAUACUUUAGACUUUGUAGAGGGAGGAUCCCAAAAUGAUUAUUUAUUAGUGUGCUAGAAAAAGGUAGUACCGACAAGGCCUUGUUGGAGAAAUAGAUUCCUGCUGAGAAUAGCCAUCCAUAUAUUUUAUUGUAUCCUCGUCCCAAUCCCAUCCCAUUUCAGUAAAGCUUUUAUUGGUUGUGGAUGUAUGUUGCGGAUGCAGCAAGUCCAAGUUUUGCUUGUGGAGUGUGCAUACCCACAACUGGAACAAAGUGUACUCGGACAGCCCAGAACCAUAGCUUUGUAUCUGUCUGAUUGACAUCUCUGUGCUUACAAAGACUGCAGUUAUAGAACACUCUCAUUAAUGAGAACGGAUGCAAUCUACUCUCUGCACCCUCAGGUUUGCAAUAAUGCUGUUAUUAUUGUCUUUACAGUGACCCUCAAACUUUGAAAGUAUUAUUUUUUUUUCUACUUGCUCCCUUGCUAGCAGUUAGCUGGAGUGAUUGCUGCCGUCUAGGCUUGGAAAUUAUAUCGGCUCAGUCGCUCGGUGACUGUAAGUUCACAGUUUGGCCAUAACGGAUAAUAAUUUGCUCUGGAACUGGUUAGGCAAAAUCCAAUUAAUUAAACGUAAUCGUUAAUACAAAAACGUAUUUAAUGAAAACUCAGAGUUAAUCUGCAUUCGUCAGUUGUUUAAUAUAUUUCUUUUUAAUAUCUUUUUUUUCUAUUUUGUGUGUGUGCAAAUUAUGCAUUGAUUAGACCAAUUGCGCCACCUAGUGAGGGGAGAUGUUACAUUUUAUAAAUCACAACUUGAAGUAAUUAAGUUAUAUUUGUUAAACGAGCACUCUAAUAUAAAUAUACUUAUUAUAACAUUAGCGUGUUCUUCUACGUGGUCUCCCCCUAAAAUCCUGACUGACAAGUGUAAAUGUUGCUGUUUUUUCUGAACCUGCAAUGUGUACGUUUUGUCAGAGUGCAGUGCCAUUUAAGAAGCAGUGGUUGUGGUGCUUAGUGCCCCUUGGUGCAUACGUGGCCUACUCUGUAUACAUGCGUAACAACAAGACUUGAGUCUUGCAAGUACCUAUAUAAAAUUGGGUAGCUGACGUUUCCUUCAGUACAGCUUUGUGCAGUUUUAUUUUCGCCAAUAUUUUAAUCUCAGGACAUGCUGCUGUCCCACUGGAAACCAAACCAAAAGCGUGUAUACAAUAUACUUAACAGAAUAAUAAAAUGACUGCAUCCCCCAGGACUUCCUAAUCUGUCAAAGACAGAAGAUAUGUAGGUAAAACUGGACCUAAAAAGAACCGAUACUGCAGUAUUGUAACAUCACAGGGCAAAGUGUAAAUUGCACUCACAAACCAAGACUUACUAUAAGAGCCUUCAAUAUACCCAUUAAACUUUUAAGACUUACAAUUGCAAAAAAGUAAUAGUGCAGAAUGCUUAACAAUAUAAAAAGUAUAUAUAUAUUUAUUGCAGGUAAAAAAAAAAGCAUAUCACAUGGCACGUUAUAAAUAAACUUUAGAUCCAGUUGCAUGCAAAACCUGGUAAAGGCUGAUGGUUACUGGUAAAGCCCGAUGGUUACUGGUAAAGCCCGAUGGUUACUGGUAAAGCCCGAAGGCUGAUGGUUACUGGUAAAGGCUGAUGUUACAUUGAUGAGCCUUCCAGUUUCUACAAAAGUAGUUUGCCUCCUUUGAAUCUUAAGUGUUAAAAAAAAAAAAAAAAGGAACUGCCAGGAGAAAGCGAGAAAUAUCUGUAUCGCUGGUGGAGUGGCAAAUAUCCACCAAUUAGGCUAGGUAUUUCUAAAAAUAAAACUUAACUUUUAAUAUAGCGAUUAAGAGGUGAAAUAAGUCACCACAAUGAAAAGGAAAACAAAAUUCAAACAGAAAUAAUAAUGUACAUAUUUACAAAACAAUUAUCCUGAGUGUAGCUAUAGUGUCUGUAUAUGAAAGUGUGCUUGUCAGAACCCCUGACACACGUUUCACCAAUCCGGCUCAUCCGAGGGGGAUCCGAUGAGCCAGAUUGGCGAAACGUGCGUCAGGGGUUCUGACAAGCAUGCUUCAUAGCCACUGUAUUACGAGUGAGCUCAUGUUCGGCUUAUAAUGGCGUUUACAGAAAUUCACUAAUACCUGUCCCCAUAUAUUAGUGAAAAAAAACAAAACCGGCUAUCACUCCAAUCUCCAGCUUUCUUUCAUUAUAUUGAAUCUAGGGGUGGGAGGCAUUCCUUAUACAUCCAUUUAGGAGUAACAGGCAUUUUGGUUAAGGGGUGCCCUUGAGGCAUAGAAUUAGUAUUCACUUUACCUCUCCCUGCUAUCACCCUUAUUGAUACAGACAUGUAUUGGCUACAGGGGGGGAGAUGUCCCCUUAUACUGCUGGCUUGCUACAGGUUGUUUUUUUAUUAACCUGAACUUUAUUAAUCUGAACUCAGCCUGUACUACCUGACUCUGUAUUCAUUAUCCCUAUAUUUGGGUAGAACUACCAGAAUUUCAUACACCGACAUUAUAGCUACACCACAGAUAAUUGUUUUGUAAAUAUAUACAUUAUUAUUUCUGUUUGAAUUUUGUUUUCCUUUUCGUUGCGGUGACUUAAUUCACCUCUUAAUCGCUAUAUGAAAAGUUAAGUUUUGUUACUAGAAAUACCUGGCCUAAUUGGUGGAUAUUUGCCACUCCACCAGCGAUACAGUUAUUAUUUCUCUCUCUCCUGGAUGUUCCCUUUUUCCCCUCACUUAUUCCAUAGUGACUAGUCUCACUAGGGGUUACCCCCCACCCCCUCUUCAGGAGGUUAAUAAUAAUAUUACCUGUCUUUACUUGUUUAUUGCCUUUGAAUCUUAAUGUCUGUGAUGGCAUACUUUGGGAAUAAGACAAAUGCUAUAUUCUAUCCCACUUAUUAAAAGAAGAAAGGGUAAUAUUCAUUUUAAGUUGUUUUGUCAACAAUUAGGCAUUCUUAAAGACUGGCUCAUUUUAAGCUGUAAGUAAUCUUGCACAAACUAGAUAGAUUAUCAUAUUUUUUAAACUAUGUUGUUAUUCUGUAAGGUCAUCGAUUCUGCCUGUUAUGCUCUAUCUAUCUUAUAUAUACAUAUUUACCAUAAAACAAGCACAUUUUUUUAAUUAAUCUAGAAAUAGCUAAAUGAGUCUUGAGAGAUCAGUGUAGUUAAAGGGACACUCCACUGCGAAAUAAAAAAAAUAAAAAAUAAAAAUCCUGGUUAAGUGUGUGUGUGUAUAUGUAUGUAUGUGUAUAUAUAUAUAUAUAUAUAUAUAUAUAUAUAUAUAUAUAUAUAUAUAUAUAUAUAUAUAUAUAUAUAUAUAUAUAUAUAUAUAUAUAUAUAUAGCCAAAAGUACAAGAUAGCACUCCAGGGACUUCCAAGUUGAAUGAAUAAAACUUAGCUUUUAUUAGCUCAAAAUAAAAAUCAACGUUUCAGUCUGUAUCACAGACUUUCAUCACUGAGAUAAACAAACCAGGAAGAAACUGGACCGGUUUUAUGCAUUUUUUUUUUUCUUUCAUUGCCGACACAGCGUUAUCUGGAGAUUUUACAGCAGAGCCCCAAGUACGUCAAACAGUAAUGGACUACUACACAACACAGAGUAGUUAAUUGUUAAAAAUAAAAGCAGAACAAGUUUGCAACUCUUGUACUGGCUACGGAUGACGCCUGUGUCUCCCAUUAAAGCGAUCUCCAUUUUGCAGGCUCUGAUAUCAUGAUGCAGCUGGAUGAUGUUGUAAGCAGCACGAUUUCAGGGCCUCGCGUUGAGGAAGCUAUGCACAGGUCUGUGAAUACCCCCUGUUCUGGGGAUGUACAUUGCUGUAUAGUUAUUUAUGGAUAAUUCUCUUUUUUUCUGUUUAUUCUUAUUCCCUUAUCUGCCUCUAAUUUUCCACUUCAGUUUCGCUGCCUCCUCUCAUUAUCCUCUCUCCGUCUGUAAAUAUAGAUCUAUCCGAUGGUUGGACCGUUGUAUUGAUGCUAACAGGAACCCAGAGAAGCAGAAUCUGUUUGCUAUUAUCCAGGGUGGACUUGAUUCCGAGUUGCGCAAGAAGUGUUUGAAGGGUAUGUCAGUUUCUUACAUUUCUGUGCCAUUAAAGGUGCGUGUACUUAAAUACAAUAAAUGGUAUUUAGGAAAAAAGAAAUCUAGAUUAAGUUAGAAAUGUAGAAGUGUGUAGCCAUGUGAAAUAUAAAAAUAUAUUAAUGAGCGAUUUAUUUAAUCCUUUCAUUGACGAGUGUAUGAAGUGUGUGUAUUGUCAGAAGAUCGGUGGAAUCAUUCUCACAUUUAUAUGUACAAGCAAGGAUAUAACACAAGGGAGAUGCCUUACUAAUAACCAUAAAUGAACGGAUUACCCUGGAUUCUUGAUUGAUGCUAAUUUAGAGACACAAUAACAAACAAUAUUGUACAAAAAUAUAUUAAAGGGACACUGUAGUCACCCAGACCACUUUAGCUUAUUGAAGUGCUCUGUGUGCAGUGUCCCUGUCCCACUUAGGCCUGCAAUUUAAAUUAUUGCAGUUUUUGAGAAACUGCAAUGAUUGCAGGACUAAGACUGCUGCUAGGGGCUGUCAAUCAGACAGCAUUUAUAGGCGCUUCCUGCUUCUAGGUGGCUUUUGGUCACCUGAUGCUGGACGUCCUUACACACUCCAUGAGGACAUCCAGCGUCCAUUAACUCCCCAUAGAAAAACAUUGCAGUAAUGCUCUCACAUGGGGAGAGCUUAAUGCGCUCGCCGCGCAUUAGCUUACCCCAUCAUGCGACAUCGGUGGAGGCGGAGCAUUGACCUAGCGACUAGGGAGAUUGGGGCUGGAAUCAGGCAAGUGUUACAAGAUAUAUUUUUUUUAACCCUUGCGGCACCGUGGGUUGGUUAGAGGGAACUUUGUGUAAGGAAUGCAACUCCCUUUAAAGGACCACUAUAGUGCCAGGAAAACAUACUUGUUUUCCUGGCACUAUAGUGCCCUGAGGGUGCCCCCACCCUCAGGGACCCUCUCCCGCCCGGCUCUGGGGAGAGGAAAGGGGUUAAAACCUUACCUUUCUCCAGCGCUGGGCGGGGAGCUCUCCUCCUGCUCUCCUCCUCCGUUCCUCCCAUUCGGCUGAAUGCGCACGCGUGGCAAGAGCUGCGCGCGCAUUCAGCCGGUCGCAUAGGAAAGCAUUCUCAAUGCUUUCCUACGGACGCUUGCGUGCUCUCACUGUGAUUUUCAAUGAGACAGCCACUAGAGGCUUUGGAGGAAGGAUUAACCCAUUUACAAACAUAGCAGUUUCUCUGAAACUGCUAUGUUUAUAAAAUAAUGGGUUAACCCUAGCUGGACCUGGCACCCAGACCACUUCAUUAAGCUGAAGUGGUCUGAGUGCCUAGAGUGGUCCUUUAACUAUACAAAUCAGUAUAUAAACUAAUAAAAAUAUCAGUGAUCAAUAAGCCAACAAGUCUAAUAACAGGCAGUACAAAACCUGAACUCUUCUUUUGGAAAAAAACUGUUAAUGGCGAAGUAAGUGUGCAGGUUAAAUACUACACAUCAGGCAGUUAAACAAGUGUUCGUCACAUUAGGAUCACCUUAAAACAGGCAGAAAUAAACACGUGAGUUCUCUCCGCAAGCUAAUGUUUAAAACCUAAUUCCGUACUACACGUCAUAUUAAAAUGACACUGUUACACCCUGGUUAGAUGACAGUGAUUCUUCUAACAAAAGCUAAUCCAUAUUUUCCUGCCAUACUUUGUUUCCAUAUAUGAGAGUAAUUCAUGAGACUGAGUUUCUAUCAGCUCUGUUUAUGGCAAAAUCGGAAUUAUAGACUGACACACUGCAGUAGAAGAACCUCUUUAAUCCAAAUUGAAUCUGUUUCCUACCUAAAAGGUAAGAUUGAAUGAUUUUAGUCUGCCUACACUGUCAUGUCAUUCCCCUCUGAGCAAUUCCUACUGCUACCUGUAAGUGGCGCUGUAGACUAAGGGAGAAUUUUAAUUCACUCUUAAAGACAUAUGGGCUAUGUCAUAUAAAUGACCUGCCCUCUUAGGACAUAAAUUUUAUGGUUUUAUUGCCACUGUUAGUAAACACAUUCCUUAACUUGAAUCUUCAGACAUUAUAUAAACAAGAUUAUUUAAUACUUUAGACAAUAUAGAUAUAGAAAGCUCUUAUUCUUCUUUACAUUCUAUUGAGAUUAAUGUAAUCUGUGGUCAUUGUGGAUGUUACCAUAACCCUUUCAUGCCGAGAACAUACCUGCCUAAGAUUGUAAAGAUACCAUCAAUUGAUAGAAUAAUUGUGGUCAAGUUAAGACCAUAGUAGUAGUACACAAUAUAUAAUAUGUUACACUAGAAUUGAAUAGAAUAUAGAAUUUGUUUUACGAUAAAAGCAAAAAUAUUUGAUAAAAAAAAAAAAAAUCAAAUCUUAUGCAUUCUUCAAAAAUUAAAUUUGUGUUAUAAUUGCUAUCAAAACCUUUGCUUAUACCAUUAAUGCUAGGAAAUAUUUCUAUCCUAAUUUUAGUAUAAAGUUUUCUGGUUAAAUUCUUCACUGCUUUAAAAAAAAGAUGAAAAAGGGGAAAAAAUGUUCUAUGUAUCAGUCAAGACAUGGCAUUUGCCAAAUCUCUUAAAUUCAGUUUCCAAUAUCAAUACUUCCAUCAGAGACUGAGAGGAUCUCUCCACAUUUAUGGUUUGGGAAUUGGAGUCUGUACUUGUUUUAGAAAUGAUGAAUAUGAGUGAACAACAUGGCUUCUGGCAUCCUUGUUGCAUUAUAAUUCUAAAUAUCAGUUAAUGAUCCAUAGUUCUUGUUUAAAAUGGUCCAUAUGCCCGACAAUUAUCAUUAAUGUUUUUAAUUUUGUUGUUCACGAUCCUUGGCUGUUUUGCAGUCCUAUUUAUUAACCGUUCAUGAUCCAUAGUGUUACAAUCUGGAACUGUGUUUAUGGCUAUUUGGGGAUGGCUUCCAGUUGCCCUAUGACACCUGUAUAUGGGUGGAGUUAUAUGUUGAAAUAACUUGGCAGCUAAGCUUACUCUCUUCUAUCCUAACAACACACAGAGAGUUUACAGAUCUGUACAUAUAUAUAUAUGUAUAUAAAAAAGACGAUUAAAUCAGAUCAAAGUAUUUUCAUUAUUGCUCCUGGGCUUACAUGAUGAUCACAUCCUGUAGUAUACGUUUUAUAUUUGCAGUCAAUAUGUAUGCAAACCAAAGGUAAUAGGGAAAAUUUACUCAAUAGUUACCGUAAUUUUCUUUUCCUGGCUUUUCUUCACGGCAGCAUCAUUCAUGGGUAUCUCCUCCCCCAGCACAGGACCGGAAUAAUAAACUAAUCAGACUAUUGGGUAUAAAAGGUCCGUCCUCCCAUCAUACACUAGUCCAAUUAUAAAGCAAAGGAUAAAUUAAAUGGUGGGAACCUUAUGCUGCCAUGAAGAAUAGCCAGGAAAAGAAAAUUACGGUAAGUAAAUAAAUUUUCACUAUUCCUGGUUAAUCAUGGCAGCAUCACUCAUGGGUAAUACUGGGUAAGCAGUAAUAUUAUUAGAAGGUUUGAGAAUUAAAAACAAACUCAAACCCAUGAGUGAUGCUGCCACGAUUAGCCAGGAAAGAAAAACUAUUGUUUGUUAAUGUAUUUUUACUCUCUGAGGCAGUACUGUAUAAGCUGGAACCUUGUAAGUGUUUACAUAUACUCUUCGUAUUUAUAUUUUUUGCGUAAAUUCUGAUGGAAUAAGAUUACAAUUUGGUUGCCACAAUAGAGUCCAAAUUUCUGUCCUUGAGUACAGAAACCCCUUUUUCGCAGGUUUAAUAGUGAGAAUUUACUGAUAUAGAGCAGGUCCUAUCUUAGUGAUUUGAGGCCACAUUGGGCUACCUCUCUGCAGUUAGAAUUACUCUGACUGUUACUGUUGUUUGCAAUAAGGCAGGAGCAGAUGGUGCAAUGUUUUGCCUGGGUGAUGCAUAAAAUGUACUUGCACACCUGACCAUUAAGUUAUUUAUUGUGAGGGGAGAAAAAAAACAAACAAGCAACCAGCAUUAACAACUUCUCUGUGUCCGUGCUCGAUUGACAUCACUGUUUGGGGCAGUAAUGUGAAUAAGGAGCUUUUAGUGAUCCAAAACAUUAAUUUAUUUUGUGUAGCUGCUACACACUGGUAUGCCUCCUCUAACCAAACUAAAGUACAGCAUUAUAAACUUAGAUUUAUCCCCAAUUUUACGUAUCUAUCGUGUAUAGAAAAAUAAAACUAUAAUAUCAUGUAUAGAUACAUUUAUAUAUUUUUAAACAAGGUUUUCUCCCAUCUGACUCUGUUUCUCGGCAGACGCUCAAUGCCGAGGAAUUUAGACACAGGACGUCCCUCUGCUCUCUACCCAAAACAAACACAGUGCAAAGCGAACCGCGCCGGAUAGGGGUUAUAAGAACAGAGAGACUUAAAGUCACUCCGUUCAGACGUCAGCAAGAUGGCAACGAAGCCAGCGUGUCGGCGUCAUGGAGGAGUUUUCCCCUGUUUGAGGAAGGGUCCGCAAGCAGGGCUAAUCAGCGAAAGCUGCAGGAGGAGUGCAGGUGGUCUGGAGGUGGGUAUUAACAAGCAUCUGUUUAAUUAGAUCGUAGUGGGGGAAUGGAUAGCCAGGUAAGUCAUGACUGUUUCCCAUUAAAGCCAAAAUAGCAGAACUGGAAAAAUUCUCUAAGUCAGCUGAGCUUCCAGUUUGAAAUUGAUUUUGAAUUCUUUAGUAAAUAACCCUGUACAAACUUUGAAAAUCCCACGCCUCCAUGUAUCCUGUGCCACGCUUCUUAUGUUGCAUGUUUUGUCCAAUGCAAUUUUGCUUUAGGCACUUCGCCUGCAUAUAUUUACUUCCUUAAUAAAUAAGUGUAUAUGUGCCGAACCUCUGGCUUAUUUUUCUAGUGCAUACAAGCAAUAAUAUUGGCGGAUAAAUUGGACUGUGCUUUAUUUGAUUUUGCAUUGAGUGCUAAGUCUGUUAGGACGAUUGAAUGCACUGUUUCUUAAAGUAAUUCGUUACAAUAAAGGAAAACUUUUUUUAAAUCGCUAAUAGAUAGUUUUUUAUUUUUAUUUUAAUAAAUUGGCGAGUUUGUUGUGUUGCAACUCUAUGGUCAACUCAUCCCAACCCAUUGUUUACGGAAUACGUUUUUUAAAUUUAAUUUACAAGCCCAAGAGGACCUGAAGCGCGGGGGUUUUCUGUUCUUUUCUGUUUCUCAGAAUUGGGAAAAAAUAAAAAUAAACGGAAAAAAGACUAUAUAAAAAAGCAAAUAAAAAUAAAAUAAAAUAAACUUCAAAGAAAAUUCAGCUGAAAAUGUGAGCUUCCCUGAUAUAGAAUAUUUUAAUGUAGAAUGUCUUUUUGUAGGUUAGAGUAGACUAGGUGAUGAAUUGAGGUUUAUCUACAGACACCAAUAAAUAUUAACAUUUUCUUUGUGCCUGUCACAGUUUUUAGAAUUUUUUUUUCUUAUCUCUUCACAAACAGAGCAAAGAGAAAAUUCGGUUAUGAGAUGCGUCUCUUUCCAAUGGAAAAUGUCAGUUAAUCAGAAAAUGUUUGAUUUUUAUUUGUAAGAUAAUCCAUUGUUCUCAAAGGUAUUUGCUGAUUUGCAAACGCACAAAACUUUUUCUAAAAUAAUAGCUUCUCAAAUCAGGCUUUUCUUCCCUGUACGAUAGUUUAACUCCCUCAUGUCAUGGCAGACGCACUUUAAGCUAUAGUAUAUUUAUGCAAUUAGUAGAUCAAUGAGUGAUAAAUUGCGUAUUUUGUUAUUCAAUUAUUGUAAAGUACUCAAGGUACACUAGAGUCACCAGAACACCUACAGCUCACUGUAUUUGUUCUGGUAAGUAUAGUCAGUCCCUCCAGGCUUUUUAUUGUAAACCCUGUAUUUUCAGAGAAGGCAGUGUUUACAUUGCUGCCUAGGGACACCUCCAGUCACAGUCACUCAGAUGGCUGCUAGAGAUGCUUCCUGGGUUGUGCAGCACUGACAUUUGUCUGCACGCUUUGCAUGGAGGUGCUGAGCUUUCCCCAUAGAGAUGCAUUGAGUCAAUUCAUCUCUAUGAGGAGAUGCUGACUGGCAAUGGAUUGGCUGAGAUCAAGUUUGAUGCUCUCAGGCAAGGGGGUGGGGCGUGGGCGGGGCUAGCCAUGACCAUAUCUGUAUGGCAGGGCUCGACAAAUCCCAGGUCGUCAUGGCGACCAGUAAAUUUGUCCUGGCGCUUGGAAUUCGUGAGGCUGGUUGGGUAAUGGAGAGCUCAGGGAGGCGGCCGGCUGACUGAGGGGUGGAGGGGGUGUCCGGCUGGCAAAUGGAGAGCUCAGGGAGAGGGGAGGCUGACUUAUUGCAGCGGCGAGUGAGCUGUAAUCUCCCUGCUCUGCCCCCUCGCGCACCUUGUAGUGAUGCCAGAAGCCGGGUUAUGACAUCACUCCGGCCCCCGGCUCACUAAACAGUGCGUGGACUGGGUGGAUUUACAUUAAAAUAUAAAAAGUAAUUAUUUGUGAGUGUGUUUGUCUGUGCACCUCUAGAGGCCGUCUCAGAGUGUCGCUAGAGGUGUCACCAGGCAGCAAUGCAAACACUGCCUUUUGCCUGUAAAUUUGUGUCUGUAUGUCUGUGUGUGUUCCCUCCAAUCACAUGAGAAAGCAGUUUUUACUUAACAUUUUCCUCACGCUGUGCUGGUGACGCCACGGCUGGCCCCACCUUCAUGGCUGAGAUCAUCAAUCUUGACGAUCUCAGCAAAUCCAGUGCUUCCCCAUAAGAAAGCAUUGGGAAACUAUUGCGCAGGCACAGCAAAAUGCCGCUGCGCCAAUAAACUUCUCAUAGAGAUGCAUUGAACCAAUUAAUGUAGAUACUGCACAGUGUGACGCGUCUCAGUGACUGUCGCUAGAAUUGUCACCAGGCAGCAAUGUAAACACUGCCUUUUGUCUGAAAAGUCCGUGUUUACAUUGAAAAGCAUUCAGGGACAGGAUAUAGACUUCAGAACAACUACAUUAAGCUAUAGUGGUUCUGGUGACUAUAGUGUCCCGUUAAGAAUUUUAUUUGUGGUGUUGAUUUCUCUGGCUCCUAGAUUCUAAGCAAAUUUGUAAAGCCCUGCCUUACGGUGCUGGAUUAGGUGAGUAAAUCUCGUUUUUAACCAGAGGUAAGGAGAGGCCAGGGGGUUAAACAUCUCUUUAUCACUAUAGUGUCCGGAAAACACAUUCGUAUUCCUGAUGCUAUAGUGUUCCUUUACCUCCUGGCCAGCACAGACUGUACCGCCGUCAAGCAGAGUCCCUGGAUAAACCAAUGAAGGAGCAUGUACCUCCAACAUCAAUCCAAUACGGUGGUCUGAAUAUAGUGACCUCUGUCAACCUGAUCCUGUAUCCCUUUAGCAAAGUGUGAAAUGUGCUCGCUGUAGGAUUAAUUGCAACAAUUACGGUGCAACUACACUAUAGCUGCUGUGCUGGAGAACAUGUGAUCAGUCUGUAGGAGGAUUUUCCUGCUCUCUCCUUUAAUUCUGUUCUCAGCAUAUGUAGACCCUAGUCAUGAGGGUCAGGCGUGUAGGCUUAAUAUCCAGUACGUUUCUAACAAUUCUGCUAGCACAAUGUAUAAAUGUCAUUGUAUGUGUUUAAGGAUUUCUCAACCAUGUCCAUUUCAAAUUGAAUGCUGUACAUACAGACUGUACAUAACUCCUUUGCUUCUGGAGGUGUAUUUCCACUUCGGGCAAUGUCACUGGGGGGUCAUUAGCCAGACCAGAACAAGAGUUACGAUCUGGCUAAUGUCAACUCAGUCAUUGGCUGAGAGCGAUCAGCUGACAUUCGCAGCUAAAGCAAUUCUUUUCAGCUUGGGUAAAAUCUUUAUUAGUUCUAAAGAGGAGUAAAGCCCAAGAUUCUAUUGGGAUCAGUUCAGAGAGCAAAUCAGUAAAUUGGUAAUAUUGCUCCAAAGUGGGGAGCUUUAGGGCAAUGCCACAACAAGAGUGUACGUUGCGUGUCCCUGCACUGUUUGCUGCAUGUAAAGGCCUGUUCUUUGUGCUUGUGUGACAUGUUUGGAAUAAGUCGUUUUUUUACAAUCCUCAUCUGUGUCUGUUCUAAUUGGUGAAAACUGGUUUAAAAUGUAUAGCUAUCUAGUGUUGUUCAAUGUAGUUUAACGAUUCCAAUACAACAAAGCGUACAAAAGGAUAUGUAAAUGGUUGGUUAUUACUUAUAAAGCGCCAACAAAUUCCGCAGCGCUGUACAAUGGGUGGCCUAACAGACUAGCAUAGGGUUGGCCCUAAUACUAGCAUCCCUAUCCACACUUACAGUGGAAUGCCAGGUCUGUGUGUGUGUUUUUGUUAUGUCUGGUGUCACAGUUGUGUAUUAUUGGCUGCAAGAAACAAUCUGUGUUUUUUUUUCUUCUAGAAAUGACCAAACGGGAUGUCCCAGGCUUUGCUAUUGGAGGCCUGAGCGGAGGAGAGGAGAAAGACCACUUUUGGAGGAUGGUGACCCUGAGCACAGAUCACUUGCCCCGUGACAAGCCUCGUUAUCUGAUGGGGGUAGGGUAAGAAGCCUCUUUCUGUUACUCAAACACAAAAUUCUGCGAUUAUUAUCUCUCACUUCAUCACAUAAUGCUGUGUUUAGUAGAUGAUGUACCUUAAUGUGCAAUUUCUAUGGUGCUUUCCAUUCAUCUCUGUAUUACAGAAGCUGCUCCCAGCCCCCCCAUUGCUUGCACUCUCUCAGUACUUUGCAUUAUUACAGAUACUGCACUAGGUCUAGUGGAGCUCUGACGCCUCCCUUGACAGUCCCAUGGUUCUAUUCCUGCAUACAUCAGAAUAUUGCUACAUUUUUCACUCUGUUGUAGAGUCCGGCAGUGCUCUUCAUCCCUACAAAACCUCUGCUUGGUUUUUCCAUAUUCUUGUUUUCCGAUGUCUGCCUCUCUACUCUUCCAUUCCUUGUUUUGAUCUUUGAUUCCUUUUCUUAUCCCAUACCCAGCUCAAUCUACUUGCUGUCCCAAAAAUCAUGUCUUUGUGCUUAUCCUUCCUUCCCCCGUUUCCCACGACCCUCCUUAAGAUUAACUUGUUUCUGCUCCACAGAUAUGCCACUGACCUUGUGGUGUGCGUGGCGCUGGGUUGUGACAUGUUCGAUUGUGUUUUCCCAACUAGGACAGCGGUGAGUGUUCUUUUUAAAACCAUAUUUGAUCAGCACAUGGUGUCUCUUAAAAUGACUCUGUUGCCCAACCGUGUCUUCAGGGCUCAAACUUUCAAUACUUGACCUACUAGACAGAAUUUAACGCUACUCACUACCACAAAUGCACGUACACUAUGCAUGCCAGUUUUUAUGUAAACAGUAAAGAUAUUUGUGGAUUGCGUUCUGUAAAGAAGUGUUUAUGUAUAUACGUAAAUGUGUCUGUGUAAAUAAAUGUAUGCAUGUAUGUAUGUACGUAAAAGUUUUAGGAGUGUGGCUGCAUGUAAAUUGUGGCAUGUGUGGUAGAUGUUUUUAUAAAUCAUUUGGGGAUAAAUGUCACUGAAUACAUUUGUAAAUCACUUGUAUAUAAAUCACUGCAACUAUUCAUAUAAGUGUAGAGGUUAUGUUGCGUGCAGUGAAAAACUGAGAAUGAAAAGAGGAAUUGGAGUAACCCUUUAAAACGGCUGAUGGGAAUAAAAAAAAAAAAAAAAAAAAGUCUUAUGCUUCCUAAAUAAAACAUAUAGAUAAAGCAAGACAACAAAACAAACAAAAACAAUUUCAGUGUCCGCACUCUGUGAGAUCACUGUGCUCCUUGACACCCAAAAUACAGAAUAAUUCCUGUUCACAUUAGGCUGCUAAGACUAUUGAUACCUAUAGUCCUCUUAUUACAGUAUGGUUUAUACUCCCUUGUUAAAUGCUGUUUUAGUGUUAUACCUUGUGCAUUUUGUAUCUGAAUUUAUAGGGACACUAUAGUCACCAGAACAACUACAUCUUAUUGUAUUGUGUUAAAGAGCUUUUCUGGGAAGCUCCCGUCCUCCCUGAUCAGAAUGCUCUCCCCGGCUGUUUCCACCUCCUAUAACCUCCGAUCAAGUACCAGCACUUUAUUUAGUCUACCUCAAUACAAAAAGAAAGUGGCCCGAUCCUCGUUUUCCUACAGAGCUCCACAAUUAUGGAACGACCUCCCGCACACUUUAAAAUCUUCCCCAAGCCUAAAGUCCUUUAAGAGAUCCCUCUCUACAUUCCUUCAAAACAGAAUGCAGAGGGGCUAGAUGGUGUUUUUAAACACUAUAGGGUCAGGAAUACAUGUUUGUGUUCCUGACCCUAUAGUGUUCCUGUAAUUUAUGUCAGAAUUAUUAUUUUCAUCCUCUUGGAAUCAACUAAUGGAAGACACAGGAGUUGUAGAGGGCUAGAUCUACCUACUGGUCAGAUAGAGAUUUACUCAGUUUGUCUCCACUUCCUUCUUUGAAAUAAAGACUGCCUUUUAGAAGAAACCUCAGGUGUGCCUGGAUAUUUUUUUUUUUAAUAGUCUUAAGAGAUUAUUAUUAUUAUUAUUAUUGCCAUUGCCAUUUAUAUAGCGCCAACAGAUUCCAUAGCGCUUUACAAUAUUAUGAGAGGGGGAUUUAACUAUAAAUAGGACAAUUACAAAAAAAACUUACAGAAACGAUAGGUUGAAGAGGACUCUGCUCAAUCGAGCUUACAGUCUAUAGGAGGUGGGGUGUAAAACACAUUAGGACAGAAAUUUGCAGUCAAAUAAGGUGGGCUGCCCUUUAGGAGAGAGCAAGAGACAGGUAUGUGAGGUAGAGGUUAGUCUGGGAGGCUAUAAGCUUUCCUGAAGAGAUGGGUUUUAAGGCCCUUCUUAAAAGAUGCAAGACUAGGGGUGAGUCUGAUGGCGGUAGGCAGGCUAUUCCAUAGGAAGGGAGCCGCCCGCGAGAAGUCCUGGAAACGUGAGUUGGCCAUAUGGGUGUGGACAACGGACAGAAGGUGGUCACGGGCAGAGCGGAGAGAUUGAGAAGGGACAUACCUAUGCAUCUGUGAGGAGAUAUAAGAGGGGCUAGAGUUGUUCAGUGCUUUAUAGGUGUGAAUUAGUACCUUGAAUUGACUCCUAUAUCAUACAGGAAGCCAAUGUAAGGACUGGCAGAGGGGUGAGGUGUGAGAGAACCGACUAGAGAGGAAAAUCAGUCUGGCAGCAGUGUUCAUUAUGGACUGUAGCUGUGCAGUACGGCUUUUGGGAAGACCAAUCAGGAGAGGGUUACAAUAAUCCAUGCGGGAAAUUACUAGAGCAUGGACAAGCUCCUUGGUAGCAUCUUGUGUAAGAAAGGGGCGGAUGCGGGCUAUGUUUUUAAGAUGGAAUCUACAGGAUUUGGCAACAUGCUGGAUGUGAGGCUCAAAUGUGAGGCCAGAAUCAAGCAUGACACCAAGACAGUGCACUUGCAAGGAUUGACUGAUGUGGGUACCACAAACUAGAAGUGAGAGCGAAAGAGGAGGAUCAGUAUUAGGAAGAGGAAAGACAAGGUGCUCAGUUUUAGAGAGAUUGAGUUUCAGAAAGCGGGAGGACAUCCAGUCAGAGAUGGAAGAAAGGCAAGCAGUGACAAGUUGCAGGACGGCAGGGGAGAGGUCCGGGGAGGAGAGAUAUAACUGGGUGUCAUCGGCGUACAGGUGGUAGUGGAAUCCAAAAGAGGUAAUAAGUUUGCCAAGAGAGGCAGUAUAAAGAGAAAAUAGAAGGGGACCAAAGACUGGGACCGGACGAGGGGAGGAAGUAUCAUUAGAAAAGGAGACACUGAAUGAGCGUCGGGAGAGAUAAGAGGAAAACCACGAGAGGACAGAGACCAAGUGAUUGAAGAGUUUGAAGAAGGAGGGCAUGAUCAACAGUGUCAAAGGCCGCUGAGAGGUCAACAAGAAUUAGUAUGGAGUAGUGGCCUUUGGAUUUAGCUGCGAUUAGGUGGUUAGUAACUUUGAUAAGCGCAGUCUCAGUAGAGUGGAGAGGGCGGAAGCCAGAUUAAAGAGGGUCAAGGAGAGAGUUGGAAUUGAGGAAGUGAGACACACAGAUAUAGACAAGUCUUUCCAGAAGUUUUGAGGAAAAAGGGAGCAGGGAUAUGGGACGAUAGUUAGAGGGGGUGGACGGAUCGAGGGAUUUUUUUUUUUAGUAUAGAUACUACAGUGGCAUGUUUAACGUCAGCAUGGACAAUGCCAGAAGAGAGCGAGCAGUUGAAGAUGUCCGUUAAGGAAGGCACGAGACAAGUGGAGAGAGAUCUAAUAAGGUGAGAUGCGACAGGAACGAGUGGGCAAGUGGUGAGGCGAGAGGAAAAGAGAAGAGCAGCCACCUCUUGGUCAGUAGCUGGGGAGGAUGUCUAAAGGGUAGGAAAGGCAUGAUCUAUGUGUGGUUGAAAAACAGAAUGGCAAGAAGGCGAGAAUUCUUUCCUUAGCUGUUCAAUCUUGUCAGUAAAGUAACAUGCAAAGUUAUCAGCAGUAAGGUUAGUUUGGGGGGUGGCCAUAGCAGGGUGAAGAAGAGAAUUAAAGGUGUCAAAGAGACGCCUGGGAUUGCGGGAGCAUGAACUAAUGGGAGAGGAAAAGUAGGACUGUUUGGCAAGGGCUGCGCUGUAUGAACACAAUAUGAAUCUAUAAUGGAGAAAGUCUGACUGGGUGCAAGACUUCCUCCAGGAACGUUCAGCACAACGGGAGCAUCUUUGCAGGUAGCGUGUUGAUUUAGUAUGCCAUGGUUGGGGCUGGUCCUCCUCGAGGUGCUUGUUUGGAGCGGUGCUGCAGUGUUCAAGGCAGAGGUGUUAUAUGCGAAGAUGGCCAGUGAAGGACAGGAGAGGGAAGAGAUGGACAGCAGUCGUGAAUCAAUAUCAGCGAACAACUGCUGGAGAUCAAGAGAAUUAAGGUCCCUCCUGAGUUGGGGGGGAUUAGGCUGAGGUUGUUGGGUGAGGGGGUACACGAGAGCAAAUGAUAAGGGGUGGUGAUCAGAGAGAGGAAAUGGAGUGUUGCAUUUAUUAGAUACUGUACAUGCAUAAGAUAAGAUUAGGUCAAGGGUAUUGCCAGCUACAUGGGUGGGAGAAUUAGCCCACUGUGAUAGUCCGAGGGAGGGAGUAAUUGAAAGCAGUUUAGAGGCUGCAGAAGUCAAAGGUGGGUUAAUAGGAAUAUUGAAGUCCCCGAGAAUUAGGGAUGGAAUAUUAGAAGAGAGGAAAUAGGGUAGCCAGGCAGCAAAGUGGUCAAGGAAGAGAAGAGGGGAACGAGGGGGACGAUAAAUAACAGCAAUGUUAGCAGAGAAGAGUUUGAAAAGGCGAAUUGAAUGUAUUUCAAAUGAUGGGAAAGAGAGGGAGGGGUGGGUGGGUAGGUAGAGGUUUAAAGGAGCAGUGAGGGGAGAGGAGAAACCCUACACCACCACCUUUACAUUCAGAGUUUCUUGGGUUGUGGGUAAAUUGAAGACCACCGAAGGACAAAGAUGCAGGGGUAGUAGUGUCAGAGGGGGAGAGCCAGGUUUCUGUUAAGGCUAGUAAAUCUAGGGAACGAGAGAGGAAGAGGUCAUGGACAGCAGUGGAUUUAGUAAUAUUGCAAACAGAGCGUGCAUUCCAGAGGGCGGUACUGAAGGAGGAUUUAGAUGAUACCUUUGCUCAGAAGAUUCUGCAGGACUUGGUUGCUUGGGAGUGCUGGCUGUUAAUGCUGUUUUAAGGGGCCCAGUCUGAAAUAUAAGGUCUGAGGUUAGAAAGAAAAAAAAGAAAUAAAACACACUAUUAUGGGAUUGGCCCUCUUUCUGUAGCACCCUGCAGGAAGCAUCCCCCCUCCCUCUUUAGUGUGCAUUUUACUCUUGUUUUCUUGUGUGCAAAUUCUGACCCACAAACACACUCUCUGACCCAUACACACAAACACACUCUGACCCAUACACACACCAUACUCACACAGAGACUAAUACACACUGACCCAUUUACACACAAACACAUUGACAUGCAUACCUACAAACACUCCAUUUACACAUACUACUACAGGCCCCAUACCAUGUUUAACAUAUCAGCAGGCUUAAUGGGACACUGUAGACACCAAAAUGACUUUAGUAUAAUGGAGCAGUUUUGAUGUAUAGAUAAUGUCCCUGCAGUCUCACUGCUCAAUCCUCUGCCAUUUAGGAGUUAAAUCACUUUGUUUAUGCAGGAAUACAUAACCGGAAUACUGGCUAUCUGCCUAAAUCACUUCGCGUCUAGAUAAAUGCUAGAAGAGGCAAAGAGGCAUCACAGGAACCGGCCGUGUGUGUCGACCCCCAAUGCGCGUUUCGCCGGAAUUCGGCUCAUCAGAUCAGUAUUGCUGGUUCCUAUGAUGCCUUUAUGCCUCUUUGCCUCCUCUAGCAUUUAUCUAGACGCAAAGUGAUUUAGGCAGAUAGCCAGUAUUCCGGUUAUCACAGGAGCGGCACACAGAUCAGAAUCCUUAUUUGAGAUAGCCAGUGAGAGUACUUGGUAUCACUAGACAGGUGCCCUUGAAGGCCCAGAAAAGGGACAGUUUAGCCCGAGCCUCGUUGGACACGAGGCACCUGCAGUCUAAAUUCAACAGAAUCGGUAUAGCUAGAUCUUACUUGUUGACAGUUGCACUUGAAGGCACAGACUAGCUUGUUUAUGGUUUUUUCUCGCUGGCUCUAUCACUACUACUGUUUAGUUAGUGAGACGAGACAACUCCGCUUUGGUUGACAGGUGCCUUUGAAGGCACAGAUAGGUGUAUUUCUAUCCUGAACCUUGGAGGACAUUAGGCACCUGCUGUACAUAUUAUAUCCUAUAGAUUUUAUGCUCUGUAGAGACAUUACAGCUAGACUUGACUUUGACAGGUGCCCCUCCAAGCACAGACUAGUUUGCCUGUUUUCUCUCGCUAGGACUCCAUCACUAUUACUAUUCAUCUAUCUAUUUAGUUAACAAAUAUAGAUUCUGGCUUAACUAGAGAGAUUAAUUGAUCAUAACUAUCCAGAGACAUUAUUAAAUCUCUCUCCCCUCUAGCCAGAUAACAUUAUCAGAUCGUAUCUCCAUGUUAGUACACCUAGUUUCACUGCACUAGCACUCCCCUCUAUAUUAUACUGAGCGACCCCCACCAUAAGGGUCUACUCAGUCUCAGAAGGUAUUUCCCUUGGAGUCAUGGCUACACUAUAGAGCUGCCGUUUGGACUGUAUAGUAUGGUGUUUUACUAUAUUUGGGUGUGAGACUUAGACAAUUGUAUCACUCAGGGAAUUACCAGUGGAGAUUCUAACAACACAAAAUAGAUAAAUUUGUGUUGUAUCGAUUUCUCCUAUACAUUUCUGGUACAUCACUCCAAUACUAUUCCAUUUAUACUGCACUCAUUUGGCUACUGUGUAUCUUUUUUUCCAGGCACACAGAGCCUUUUGCAGUUAUUCUAUUUGGGCUGCACUCCUAUACCCCGUAUCUGUUCAUAUGUUCUUCACUCCCCUACCCUACUGUUAAUUAUCCCCACUUUUGUCUAUUUAGAGCACACUAGCACACCACUGUAUUCAAGUGUGGCAAGUGCAGCAUGUGUACGUUCGUCUGUUUUUCAGUCUCAUAAUAAAGUAUAUUAUAGAUUAUUUUUUUUAACCUUCAUUAGUUUUUCCUUCUUAAAACCACUCUGGGUCAGAUUUUCUCUCGUUCUAACAAGGACUAAAAGAAUGGUUAAAAUUGCAGUGUCCUAGGCAUCGUGCAAUAUAAAUCCCACAUCCCUGUGUCAACCAACAGCCAACUUAUAAUUAGUUUUCUAGUUGUGACAGCUCCGCUUUAAGUUUUCUCAUCUAAUCUCUGUUUGUUUUUGUCAUUUUAUUCUUACUCGGCUUGAAAUUCUCUCGCCACUAUUUACUAGAUAGGAGGGAAAGGUUUCCUGACAAGCUAACAUUAUUUAUAUGAAACAAAAAAUAUAUUUUCUACUUGUCUGCUCCACUUCCUGGUCACGGGUGAGUGGUCCAGUGGCAAUUACCAGCCCUGACUAUUAAUAUGUUAAGAAAAUCAAUUUGCAAAACUUAAUAUUCUGCUGUUAUUGAGGGCAUGCAAAUCCCGACCAGGGCUCUAAACCAUUGUGUCUCUGCAUAGCAAAGCAUUAAAAUUCUAUCUGUAAUUCUCAGUAUAUUUUAUUUAUACAGCGGCUUAGCUAUGUUUUAAAAUGAAGGUGUGGGAUGCAGAAGAUAUUUUUUUUCUUGAUUAAUAUUGGUUAGUUGAAGCACAUUUUGAACCCAGUCAUUGAAUGUGACUUGGUAAAGUAUAAAGAAAUUUGCCCAGUUCCUUAUCAAAACAAAUAAUAAAGCCUUUUUUUUUCUAAGUACAUGUGUACGAGUACAAAUUGAAUGCCAAGGGAUCCCCCACUAAUCUUCUCAUGUACAUGCCAAAGGAGAUGCCAACAGGGUUUUGCUGGCUGAUUUGAAAUGUAAUCAAAAUUCUGCUUGGCAUGUUUUGCCAUCUUCAAAGGAAUAGAAUGCAGGAGUUAGAAUAGUCUUAUUUAUUUUCUGUACGUUUUAAUGGGGUGCAGUUCAGCUGGUCGGUAUAAGGAGAAUUGGAUUUGGUUGCCAGUUACUUACAUUUUGUUUUGAAUAUUUUUAUUGUUAUCAUAACACAUAUACAGGUAGCAUCUUUGUUUGUAAUAAAGCAAAGAUCGCCCACGCAGGGGCGUAGGUAUCAGUGCAUACGCAUGUUUGCAUUUCGUCGCCUACGCAGAGGCUGGUUGGUCAUUGCAUGUGUGAUAUAGCAGAUAUAUUCAUAUUCGUUUUUUUUCCGCAUUUUACAUCUGUAGGACUUGUAGUGCAUCUUUAUUGUGGUUAAACAGACGAGUAUGGUUUUGAGUGUUUCUGCCCUGUGCAUAUUAAUUUUUGUGCCUGGGGGCCCUGUGACUUUUCGCUAGUGUGUUGCAUCGUAUCUAAACCGGGGAUGCAGUAGCGGCGUACAAAUUGUAUCUUGCUUCUCUGCUGGUAGCAUUCGGUUUGUUGGCUUUCUAUUUGUGCCUCUGCUGUGGGGCAUAUAGCUGACAUUUAACCUUGUCCUGCUUUGCUCUGGUACAUGUAACUGUAAACUACUUGUGCAUCUAAGUAUCUGUUGUUUUGUGUAGCUUGGUGUUUCGAGGUUGUGCUUGUCUAUUUGCGCACUGUAUUUGUCUCCGUAAUAAGUGUGGCUAUUAGGUAUACUGAGCUGGGGUGCGCCAGUGUGUGGUAUAGAUUACAUCAAUGGUUCGUGUGUACUAGGUGUUGGGUAUCCCUUGGUUCUGGUGCGUUGUAGCCUGCUUGGAGGCCUGGUUGUUACUUACAUUUUGUCUGUUUGGAACUAUUGUUAUUUUGUACAGAAUUUGCUAGGUUUUAACGGCUGACCAAAUGGAAGGCUGUUGGUAGCUUAAAUACAGCUGAUAUAACAAAUUCUGACUUUUUAUAAAUAGCCCAGUAUGUCUCAUAUAGCAAAUUUUAUUUUAAACAGUCAUUCUGAAUAUUCUGGCAUCUAUUUGGCGCAUGGUAAUUCAAGCUAAUUUUUCUUCAAAUUUAUUCUGCAGUGCACUGUUUUACCGCACUAUAACACUCAUUGAAUAAAUGUCGGAUUGUUCACUUAACUGAACAGUUUUAUCACCGUUCCCAAUUUAGGGAAGAAUCCGGUUUGAUUUUCAUAUGAACCCCCUCCCCCCCCAAAAAAAGAACCUCAUACACAAUUUAAAUCAUUAUUCAUUAAAGCAGCACUCUAAGGUUAUGAUAAAAUUCCUCUGAUUUUUCUAAAAUCAAAUCUAUUUACACGCAAUAGCAACGUUAAAUGUCUUUUUAUGAUGUGUCUAGGUAACUGGAUGGGAUCAGAUUCCUGAGGAAUCCCUUUAAUCUUUCCAGGUGUCUUUAAAAGGUUUGAUAAAAGCCCCAGAGGGUUUGCAUCCGUAGCCUUCUAGCCCUGUACCUACUGUGGUUAUGGUGCUCGGAGCGUCCCUUUAACCACUGGCGCUCGGUACUGUAUUUAAAUUUUAUUGAUAAAUGAAUAUAAUUGGUCGGCGGUAUUUAUAAGUCUCCAUAGAUUUAUUAAUAUUGUAGAUUUUUGUUUUAUUAAAGCAUUUAAACCUAUCAGUCCUGGCUGUUUGCUUCUCUGAUACGUGUAACAGGUGUAGGCAAUGUUUUGUUUUGGCUGAUGGCUUCUGCUUCCUUAGUGAUGGUGCACCUUGAUCUCCGACUGUGAUGUUUUUCCAUUCUGUGCUGUCUGAGUCUGUAGAAUUAUAGCUUCUCCGCCGGGUAGGGGUCUCUGCUGAGACGCUUGCUCAUCUGCAGUAUCACAGAGUGUUUGUGGCCCCUGCAGGGCAGCAAUGUUUUCCAUUGGAUUUACUGCUGUUUGCCUUGUUUAUCUGCAAACGACUUCAUUUUACAAGCAGCCUUUUCCCAGCUUUGUGUGUUUGGCUGAGGAUUCUCUGCUGUGCGCUGUGGCAUGGCGCAAAGAGUGCAGAUGUGUGAUGUAUUUUGCUGCUGGGAGGCUUCACUUGAACUCCUGCUGAAUGUAUUUGUUUUCUGAUUGUCCCAUCCCACAGUAUCUAUUACUGUAGUCAUGUAGUCGCUGUUUGUUGUAUUUUAGGACCGUCAGACUAGAUUUAUACCUAGAUCGUUUCAUUCCCGAUUUUCUGGUCAGUUAAUCCUUUUUACAUUUUGGAUUGUGAACGUGUAUCACAGAGCUCCACAGUGAUAAAACUCACAGUAUUAUGCAGCGAAUGAGUGAAUAACAGAGCUCCAAUCAAUAUAAUUCACAUUAACGUGCAGUGUAUGAAUGUAUACAUGGGUCAAUGGCAAAGUAAAGAUAAAAAUGCCACAAUAAUGUGUAUAAAUAAAAUAUAUUGCCUUUAGUUACAGGUAUCCUACUCAUUUCCUUAGUUAUCUGUAAGUCUCUGAUGUUUCUUUAACAUUCUUGCCUGAUCACAAGCCACCUCUGUCUAUUUUAGAUAAUUUGGAUAAUGUGGAGAGCGUGAGCGAAGAUGUAAUGUAGUUCUACAAUGAAAAGCAAAUGACACUUUAGUGGACUUGUGACCUGCUAACACUGUUUUAAUACGUACUAUGUAAAAUGAUUUAUUUGAAAUUAAAUAUUUCCAUCUUUCUGCCUUGAAGCUCAUUAUGAUUUAUAAUUAACGACACUCAGAGUAUUUGUUAAUCAUAUACUUCUGUAUAAAAGUACAGUGUAAAGGCUAGAUUUCACUUUUUAAUCUAUUUAAGGAUUGUUCUUCACAUGACUCAAAAACGUAACUAAUGAUUUGCAAGAUUAACGAGUGAUACAUAUUGUACCGGUCUCAUUAUCGGCAUUUACGAGGAUUCCAAGAUUGGAUGACCCUCUGAAGGAGAAAGGUUCUUUUGAUAUUGUUCACAUGUUCUGAAGAUGGUUGAAACAUGCCGUUCAUUUAGAAUUCUCUUGUGUUCCACAGAGGUUUGGCUCCGCUCUAGUUCCAUGGGGAUCUCUACAGCUGAAGAACAAGCAGUUUGCUAAAGAUUUCCAACCAAUAGACAAGGAUUGUUGCUGUCCCACAUGCAAGCGGUAAGAUAAGAUGGAGCUGUAAUAUGUGAAGUAUGUGCCUUCUACCGCAGUAUGACACUGACAGGAGGGAGCUAUGGGACAUGGAGUCUGUCCCUCCCAGCACAGGGUGACACAGACAGGAGGGAGCUAUGGGACAUGGAGUCUGUCCCUCCCAGCACAGGGUGACACAGACAGGAGGGAGCUAUGGGACAUGGAGUCUGUCCCUCCCAGCACAGGGUUACACAGACAGGAGGGAGUUAUGGGACAUGGAGUCUGUCCAUCCCAGCACAGGGUGACACAGACAGGAGGGAGUUAUGGGACAUGGAGUCUGUCCCUCCCAGCACAGGGUGACACAGACAGGAGGGAGCUAUGGGACAUGGAGUCUGUCCCUUCCAGCACAGGGUGACACAGAAAGGGGAGAUAUGGGACAUGGAGUCUGUCCAUCACAGCACAGAGUGACACAAACAGGAGGAAGCUAUGGGACAUGGAGUCUGUCCCUCCCAGCACAGGGUGACACAGACAGGAGGGAGCUAUGGGACAUGGAGUCUGUCCAUCACAGCACAGAGUGACACAAACAGGAGGAAGCUAUGGGACAUGCAGUCUGUCCCUCCCAGCACAGGGUGACACAGACAGGAGGGAGCUAUGGGACAUGGAGUCUGUCCCUCCCAGCACAGGGUGACACAGACAGGAGGGAGCUAUGGGACAUGGAGUCUGUCCCUUCCAGCACAGGGUGACACAGACAGGAGGGAGCUAUGGGACAUGGAGUCUGUCCCUCCUAGCACAGGGUGACACAGACAGGAGGGAGUUAUGGGACAUGGAGUUUGUCCCUCCCAGCACAGGGUGACACAGACAGGAGGAAGCUAUGGGACAUGGAGUCAGCAGUUUUUUUUUCCCUCCCCAUUUUUUGCUGCAAUGAUCUAGAUAUUCGAGAUGAUCAUCAUAAUGCACAUUUAUGCAGGGUUUAAUGGGAAAUGCUUAGCACAGCUUUAGAGAGUUUAAGUAGACAUCAUAAUUGGCUUAGUCACUGCCUGGCUUGAUCAUAGCUUACUGCAAGAGGUGCAAAGUCUGUUGAUUUGCAGGAAUUGUAGGAAUAUCAAAUGUUAGUAUCUUUAUUUGAUUUUUCAUAUAUUUGUAAUCCUUUAUAUAACUUGUCAACCCCAGCCUAGUCUUUCUACUACUCACUUUAAUAUUUCUAUUUAUAUGUUUGUUCUACCUAUAGAUACUCCCGUGCCUACAUCAAUGCCUUGUUUAAAAGUGAUACAGCUGCAAUGCAUCAUAUUACAAUACACAACAUUGUUUAUCAGGUGAGAAAAUUAUAGGCUAUAUUUUUUUUUUAAUUGGAUAUAUUUUUUCAUGCAAGUCCCAUGAGUGCUCUCGUUCUUCAGAGAUAGAUAUAUAUAUAAUUUCAGGUUUGUGAUAAUGUUACCUUUCAACUGCAGGAAUGUUGAAAUAAAUGGUGGAAAUAUUUUAUUUACCACUAUAGAUUUUUUUUCGUUUUGUUACUGAUAAGUGAGUAUAUGCAGAUUGGGGCUCCGUUACCGAGACCUUUGAAGGUGAGCACUUUGAUUUUAUUUUCAAUCCUGGCAGCAGUUGGAAGCCAGUGUAAGUAUUGACAAAGUGGCACAGUGUGAACACAGCAGGAGUUUCAGAAGAUAAGUCCGGGAGCAACAUUCAUUAUGAAUUGUAAGCCGGUAAUCUUUCCUGGCCAGUAUAAAAUAGAUUAAAGCGACACUAUGGUCACUAGAACAAUUACAGCUUAAUGUAGGGGUUCUGGUGUCUAUAGCCUGUCCCUGCAGGCUUUUAAAUUUAAACACUGCCUUUUCAGAGAAAGGCAGUGUUUACAUUGAUUAGAUAGAAAUUAGUAUACCCCUUGUUAUCCUACAUUUUGGACCUAUAUUGUGAGCACUUUAGUACCUGGGUUUAUGUGACUGUUUACAUGAUUUACUUUCUGCAUGUUUGCACUUUCUAUUUUGUGUGUUUUACAUCUUGUUUUUUGAAUAAAGAUUUUUUUCUAUGCAAUAUUGUAUGGUGUGCUUUGCGGUUAUUUUUUCGAUGUGAUCUAUGGACCUGGAGAGGCACAGGAUUUCUUUCUCAUUAAGCCCCCAUGCACGUUAAUGGCCGCAUUUUACACAUAUUGAUCCACAUCUGUUGAGCGCUGGAUAUAGUGUCUAGUGCCGAGGUUGGGCUGAGUAUAUUAUCUGACACUUUAUCAACAGCGUGAAUUCUAACUACUGGAUGACCUUACCGUGCAUCACCCCUUAAACUGCAGGGUGACAAAAGUAUGAAUUAUGUGAAUUAGAAGUAUGUCUUAAACCACAGGUUUUACAUGUAUGUUCUCUCUUUCAUAGUUAAACUUGAUGCGCUCUGUAAGAGACAGCAUCCUUCGAGGCCAAUUCCCACAAUUUGUUCAGAACUUCAUGAAAACCAUGUACAGCGGCAAAGACAAGUAUCCUCAAUGGGCUGUAGAUGCUCUAGAAUCCGUCAACAUCUCCUUGUUGUGACACCAUGUAGAUGCAAGCCAAGAUGUAAGAUUAAUUUUUAAGAAAGGACGUAUCAUAGCUCUUUGUGACAUCCUCUUCUCAAUAACAACUGUCUGCAAGAAGAUGACUUUCAGAAGAGCCUCCAGCACUUAACUGGCAGGCGAUGUAUAUUUUAUUUGUGUAAUGUGUAUUUUUAGAUGCACCAUACGUGAAUAUCUAUUCUGUGUACUGUAUUUUAAUUUUGCAUAUUUUCUGUCUAAUUAUGCCUUUAAAAGUAGUUUUACAAUAAAG